AACGAGGGGACCGCGAAAGUAUAAAAUUACCUUUAUCAGUGAUAAUAAUCAUAGUAAUAGUAAUAAUGUAACAAUAAUUUUGAAAACAAAAAUUAACUGAAAAUGCUUACCUUUCAUUUUUUGGAAAACGGUGAAACGAGAGAUGUGGCAUUCUCGUUGAUGUAUUUUUACAUUUUAAAAAUGCACAAAUAUUUGUAGAUGGCAUUUUUACGAUUACAAUGCACAAUAAUUUAUACACUGAACACACUCGCAAAAAAACAACACAAAUUUUAUGCACUGUUAAUGUAAUUAAACAAAUUAAAAAAGAUAAUAAGUUUUCGCUCGAAUUAUUUCGCUCGAAGUGUUAACUUUCCAAGAAUCUCAGAAAAUCUAAAAAUUCAAGAUGAUUUUUUCUGCCGCCAAACUUAUUUUCUAUGCGUGCGCAUCCUUCUUUAGUAAAAUAGGCGCGGCUAAUGCAAUGACAUUGUCGCCACCAAGCGUUGGGGUAUCGAAGCUUGCGGGCGCAGUGUCGCCACUUGGUGGCUGGGGUGGGAACCUGCCGGCUUGGGGUGAUCUGGGGUGAUCCGCAAAUGAAACACGGCAUUGUAUUUCUAUAUACGUCUCUCUUCUCUGACUUCGUAUAUGAUCGUUUCGAAUCGAACGAAAUAGGCGUUUCCUAUUGGCUGAGAAAAACCGGGCGUGAGUGAAUGAGUGGCUGGUUGCUGCUUUCUUCUUUCGUUUGCGUUACCGAAGUGCUGAAGUUGUAGAGGAGAUCGUAGAGAUCUUACGGGUAGGUAUGUUCGGGUUGUUGCUCUCGAAAACCAGUCCUUACGGUCCUUGCAUGUAUGAAAUUCGUGUCAUUAUUUGAUUAGUAACGUAUUAAGACACAUAAUACGUAUAGUUGUAAAAUUAAAAAUAUUCCAAACGUCGAUCCCUUUUGUUUCGGUUGCGGGUGUGUUUUCGGAAACAUGAAGUGCUGUUCUGUCUCAACAGAUACAAUAUAUCGCAAAUCGCCUAGAUGGAUGGCAAUUGUGCAAAGAUCCUUGUUUUAUCGGAAAUCACGGAAAGGAUUUUGAUUUAAUGUGGAUUUUGCUUCGCAGAAAACAUAUAAAAGCCCUCUUCAGUAUACGAAACGAUGGACGAGAAAAAACAUACCCGAGUGGGUGGCACGAAAGUUUCACAAAUCGCGAACAUCUUCCAAGGCGGUAAGAUAGCGAGUAAGGAGGACAUUCUAUUUCCGCUUAGGAGUAAAUCCAAGGGCGACGAACAUGGCGUCUCUGACAAAAAAGACAUGGACGCGCCAACGGUGACUGUGAUUCGAACGGAAUCACACGUGACACGGUUUAAUAACGCUCGCGCUCUAUUCGAAAAGCUCGGGGAAGAGAAUAAAUGCAACAACAAAGAACGAGUAUUUCCGUUGCAGUCGACGAAAAGUGCAAGCAGCAUAUUGGACUCGAGGUCUCGAAGUAGUUCCGCGAACAGCGAAACCCGCGGAAGCGACUAUAAGUCUCGGUCGCCGUCUCCAAAAAGUUUCGACACCAAUUUGAACAGUUUCAGUAGCAGCGUGCCGGUAUUGAACGACGCGAAUCUAAACGAGACUAAAACGAACGGCCAUGCGAUCAACGGUGGCUUCGAACGAACCAAAAACGUCGACGAUAUCGACAGGACUAAACCGAAAAAGCCUGAAAAACCGGAACGAAAGUUUAACAGUCGCGAACUGAUCGAAAAACAACGGAACUGGACUUCGCAUUUCACGAAAACCCGUGCCGCAAGUCGAUACGGUAGUGACGCGAAUCGGGUAAGUGCUAAUAAUGGUCAAUCGGCUGCCGCAACUCGAAGCGCGUCGUUUAAUAAUCGAUCUCGCGAAUCUUCGAUAACGAACACGUCACCUCCCUCUUCCGAUAACGCGGAAGUGAACCGGAGGUCGAAUUUCGUGCGCAAAAACCGACCCGCUUCAGUCAUACCAACCACCAGUCCAAUCGCCAAUGAAAUUCCUAACACCAAUAGCAAAGGACCCGUCACUCCGCCGCCGAAAGACUAUCCUAAAGCACCCACAGUUGGUCCCGGAAACGUAAACGAAUCGAAAGGUCCUACUUCUAAUAAAUACAUAAAGUCAGACCUCGGUAGUAGACGCGGUUUCGUGCCGAAAACGUUGUACAAUAAGUCAGACGAUGUUUCGAAUGAUAGUGGCGGUAGUGUCGAUGAGUUACGACGCGAUUCCCCGAUCAAAUCGUCUCCUAGUCAGGAAAGCCUUAGGCCUCCGUCAGCCUCAUCGGCUUCGCCGAGAUCUCCUUCUAGUAGUAAGAGUCCAGUGGAGGAUAAGGAAAGGAACAGGGACAGUUUUUCGGGAAGCUUGUCGUCCAUUAGUCCACCAAGCAGUCCCAGCAGAGUCAAGACUGAAAGUGAAAAACAAGAGAAGGAAGGAAGCGAGAAAGAGAUAAAUGGUAAGUCCAAACUACACCUAUGCAUUAUGUAUCCUAUUUUAAUUAAUUUAUUGAUCACAUUGGAAAUUAAAAGACAAUAAGUGUGAAUAAUUUCG
Molecule: messenger RNA, 2518 nt
Organism: Agrilus planipennis (emerald ash borer)
Lineage: Eukaryota; Metazoa; Arthropoda; Insecta; Coleoptera; Buprestidae
Exons: 2
Coding region: 1115-2503 (462 amino acids)
Biological process (GO): calcium-mediated signaling; neuron projection development; actin filament organization
Cellular component (GO): dendrite; postsynaptic density; cytoplasm
Molecular function (GO): actin filament binding
Source: RefSeq, a predicted model, not a curated record